Messenger RNA from Candoia aspera, 4416 nucleotides. RefSeq names its product LRR binding FLII interacting protein 1 (gene LRRFIP1). Lineage: Eukaryota; Metazoa; Chordata; Lepidosauria; Squamata; Candoiidae. The transcript is spliced from 16 exons. The record is from RefSeq and is a predicted model, not a curated record. The coding region runs from base 53 to 3232 and encodes 1059 amino acids. Gene Ontology annotation, molecular function: RNA polymerase II cis-regulatory region sequence-specific DNA binding; DNA-binding transcription factor activity, RNA polymerase II-specific. Gene Ontology annotation, biological process: regulation of transcription by RNA polymerase II.
UGCGCAGCGUGUCUGAUCCCUCACGCCCGAGGACUCGGCCAGCGGCGGUGGGAUGGAGAGUGCGGGGGCAGCGCCGCAGGGAGCCGCGGGGCGCAAGAGGGUCCCCAACCGGGAGAGGCCCUCGGCCGAGGACGAUGCCCUCAACCAGAUCGCUCGCGAGGGUGAGGCAAGACUUGCGGCAAAGCGUGCGGCACGAGCUGAAGCACGGGAAAUUCGAAUGAAGGAACUUGAAAAGCAACAAAAGGAGAUCUAUCAAGUUCAAAAGAAAUACUACGGUCUGGGUACAAAGUUUGGUGACAUCGAGCAGUGGAUGGAAGACAAUGAGCGUUACUCCCAUAAAUCCAGAAGAAAUGCCUCGGCUUCAGAUGAAGAUGAACAUAUUUCAGUGUAUAGCCGUGGAAGCUUAAGGCCUUCAGAAUACAGUUGCUAUCUUGGCUCAGGAUCUCGGGCAUCUUCUAGAACUAGUUCUGCUCGUGCAAGUCCUGUGGUUGAAGAAAGGUCUGAAAAAGACUUUGAGAAGGGAAUCCGAACAGCAUCAAGCUUGUCAGCAGCUACACUGGCCUCUCUAGGUGGAACCUUUUCUCGCCGAGGCAGCGGGGAUACCUCUAUCUCAAUUGAUACGGAAGCAUCUAUUAGAGAAAUUAAGGAUAUCAAUGAGUUAAAGGACCAAAUUCAGAAUGUAGAAGGAAAAUACAUGCAGGGAUUGAAAGAAAUGAAGGACUCUUUGGCUGAAGUUGAAGAAAAAUACAAGAAAGCGAUGGUUUCAAAUGCUCAGUUAGAUAAUGAGAAAACGAAUUUCAUGUAUCAAGUGGAUGCCCUACAGGAUGCGUUGUUAGAACUAGAAGAACAGCUUGCAGAAUCCAAGAGACAGUUUGAAGAGAAAAGCAAAGAUUUUGAGAGGGAAAAACAUGCUCAUGCUAUAUUGCAAUUCCAAUUCAUGGAAGUCAAAGAGGCUCUGAAACAAAGAGAAGAACUGCUUGCUGAAAUCCGACAACUGCAACAAAAACAAGAGGGUUUUGUCAGGGAACUAACUGAUCUUCAAGAGACAAUAGAGUGGAAAGAAAAAAAGAUAGGGGCAUUAGAAAGGCAGAAAGUUUUCUUUGAUUCCCUAAGAAGUGAGCGAGAUGAUCUUAGAGAGGAGGUGAUUUUGCUGAAGGAACAAUUGAAGCAAUAUGGAAUAGUCCCCAAUUUAGGAGUAGCUACUAAUGGAGAAAUCUCUGAUUGUCUUGUUAAUGAUGGACUAUCAAAUUCUUCCAAGAUUGUUUCAGAGACUAGUCAUGCCUCUAAAGUAUCUGAGGAUUGUACAGUAGGCAAAGCAAAUGAAGUGGACAUGGAAAAUGAGAUUUUGGAGAAUAUGGGGAAAAGAGAAAUCUUGCAGAAUACUGAGCAUGAGGAAAACACAGAGGACACUAAGGAUCAGGAAAUUAUCCUGAAAUGUUUGGAAGUAAAGACAUUGCCUGCUGAUGAAAAUGUAGAGACAAAGAAAAUCACUGAAGCCAAAGUUAAAUCAACACUGAAAUUAAAUAGUGGACUUGAGGAUCCUGUAAAAAGUUACUCAGAAUGUAUCCCUGAAGUUGUUUAUUCCCUUGAAAAAAGAGAUGCAGUUGAAUUAAAGGUUGAAGGGGCCUCACCAAGUCAUAUUACAGAAGAGAAAGUGUCUGAUAGAAAUGUAAAUAUCACUCAUAAUCAAAAUAAUGUUGCAGAUCCAGGUAUUGAGAUUAAUCAGGAAAUACAUGCCAAUUUAGAAAUACCUCCACAACAGCAAAAUAAAGAAAAACAAAUAAAUACUGUAGUUGAUGAGGCAGAAGGGAAUAGUGAAGUAUUUUGGGAAGCUUUAGAUUUUGUAAAUAAUGGUCACAUGGCAAUUUCUACUUCACCAGAAUUGGUAGAAGUUAUCCUUACCAAAGCCUCCAGUAUUGAUCUUAAUAUUGAACAGUCAAAGAAUGGGGUUGUUGAGGGAGAUUUAAACAACGCGUUUCUUAAAAAUGAACAAAACGCUACAAUAACUGCUGAAACAGAAGGGCCAAAAAUGGAAAUGUGUGGAAUUAAUGAAGAGAAUUGGGCAGAAAAUACGGUACAGCAGCAGGAGGACCAAGUAGUAGAUUCUGCAGAAGAACAAACAGGAACACCGUGUAUUAUGAAAUUUACAUUGGAUGAGUUUGGAGAGGAACAAGAACCAGUUAAAAUUGAAGAAAUCCAGUCACCAUCUUCAAAGCAUGAUGCAGCUGUUGGAGAACAAAAUGAGCAAGAGAUAGGAGCAGUUAAAGAAAAUGUUGAAGACAUUAAGGUGAUUCCUCAAAGAGAAGUGUUUUUGAGGGCAGUAGAUGCACAUUUAGAUUCUGAGAAAAAGAAUGAUGAACAUACCAUGAAAGACAUUCAUGCAGCACAUGCUCUUGUAGAUGAUAUAAAUCAAAGUGAAUGUCAGACCCAUGAAGAAGCAGAUGCAAACCUAGAGAAUGAUUCCAGCCAUAAAAUAAAAUCAGAUUGCAUAGGUGGAGCUCUGGUUGAUAUUCAUAUGAUACAUGAAGAAGUUGCUGAUGAUAGCCACAUAGAAGACUUGUCUGCAGGAAAACAGAGUGUAGACAAAGAAGACAAAACUAUGAAAGAAUCUGCUGUAACUGCAACUAUAAUGAAAGAGGAUACUGAAGAAGUAUGCACUGGGAACAAAGAAGGUAAAAACAGCAGAAAGCUGCAGGAAGAAAUUCACAUUAUUGUGCCAGAUAUUGAGAAGGUUGCUUGUUUCAAGUCACAGAAGACUGAAUUCAUCGAACAAAAGAAGGAGCCUGAGAGUGAAGAAGUAGUUGUAGAAGAAUAUCAUGAGGCCUUAGAUUUUGAUGAGUCUUCUUUUGGAGAAUUGAAAACUUCUGAAAGGAGAGAGAGUCAGACUAAUAAAGAUAAUGAAAAGGUCAAAACCAACCUAAUCUCAACAGAUGCAGUUGGAUCUGAGGCUCUUGUGGAUGAAAGUGACAGUAUUCAGCAGAUGAAAGAACAUAAAUUUGAAGAAGCUAAAUCUGUGCAGAUAGAUUCUUCUCUUUCUGAAACAAUAAAGUCACAAUGUGAACCACUGGAAGACACAAAUAAAUUGUUGGAUGAAAUCAGUUCAAAACAAAUUGCUAAUUAUACAUCAGAACAGUUAGAAAACCUGGAGAGCGCUGUUAAUGACAGUCAAGAAGAAACCCAGAUGUAUAAGAAGGGUAAAGGUAAAUCUCGAGAAGACUGCAUUAUAUCAUAAACUCAGAACUGGGUCAUUAUUCCACAUUAUGCACCAGCCAUAUGUUAAGUUAAAGAGCAAAAGUACAUUUUUAAUUUUAAAAAAAGUCAAAAAUUCUUAAUUCAUUUGAAAGGAAAAGUUCUACCAUUUAAUUAAUGUCAUUCUUUAAAUAACUCUGCAAACUAAACUAUAUCAAUAAUGUAUGCAUGUGGAGGCUACUUUCCGUGUCAGAUUUAAUUACAGUCUAUUCAAAGCUAUUAUGCAAAUUCCCAGUGAACUGCUUUUUCAUAUUCCAUCAAAAAGAUAAUAUAGUACUUGUUCUUUAAGGAUUUUAAUGAAUGGUAGGAUUGGAAAAUUCUUAGGAAUUAUUAGGAUACAUGCUAGCUUUUUGAUAAAAUGUCACCAAUCUGAUACAUUUAUAUUUGAUUUCAGGUUGUUAUAGCUUCAUUACUGUUACACUUAAUGAACAAAAACGCAAGGUCAAAGUUGAAUGCAUAAUAAUAAUGAAAUUAUGACAAUUUGGAGAAAAGUAGUAAGAUUGCACUGUGUAUGUGUUUCACACAUUUCAAAUUAAUAUCAUUUCUAUUGCCAAAGAUAUAGAUACAGAUCACUAUAAGAAUUAGAUGAAUAUGCAAGUAAAAGAUACCAUUUGCUACUAAGAAUCAUAUACGAUUCAAUUAUAUGCAAUUCAGUCUUUUCUUACCAAAUCAAGCCCUUAUUGGUUUGAAUCAGUGGAUUUAACUUAAUGUCAAUGCAAUUGAUACAUAAAUGACAUACUCUUGAUCCAAUUUAGUAUUUAAAGUUAUUUCUCUGUCUCUUUCACUGUAAUGUAUGUAUGUUUAUGUAUUAUAAAACUUUCAGUUCACAUUAUAUUUAGCCUUUGUAGUAAGUAAUGUUUACUGCAAAUUGUAAUAUAUCUAUUUUCUUAAAAGUUAGUAUCAUUUGUUCUCUGUGCAUUGACUUGCAAAGAAAUAGAGCUAGUUGAAUGUAAACCAGUAUUUUCUUGUAUUGGAAGAUCUAUCCCUUUAUUUCUGCUGGAAUAUAAGCAGUCUUGAUUGUCUCUGUGGUAACAAUCUCUAUUUAAAUCACAAGACCAAAGGUAAUAGCUACUGCAGUUUUAUGCAUAAAACUCCUAUUUAACACACUGCCUUCUUUAAGAAAAAGACUUAAUAAUGGCUAAAAUAAAUCUGAAAGUUUUUCAUUUA